Psylliodes chrysocephalus is the source of this 472-nucleotide messenger RNA. The record is from the annotation of a GenBank genome assembly. NCBI's taxonomy places the organism in Eukaryota, Metazoa, Arthropoda, Insecta, Coleoptera, Chrysomelidae.
CUUUAAACAGUAAUCAAUAGUUAAUAAUUUGUUUAAAAUGAAAUACAUUUUAGUAGCAGUUCUUGUGGCUAUAUUCUCCAUUGAAACGGAGUGUAUCUCAGAUGCUGAAAUUUCACUAAUGAUGAAAAUUGAUCAAGAUUGUAUGCCAAAAAGCGGUGCUACUAAAGAAAUGUCUCAAAGGGCAAUGGUAGGAGACUUUCCUGAUGAUCCGGUAUAUAAAAAACAUAUGCUUUGUAUGACGACAGCUAUGGGAUUCUUCGAUGAAGCUGGUAAUUACGAUAUGGACAGAAUUCACAAAGAAUUAGAUUCACGUAUUGCGGAUCCUGCUAAAAUAUCUGAAAUCCUUAGUAAAUGCUUGGUAGAAAAAGGAUCAGCAGAAGAAAAAGCUUUCGAAAGCGGAAAAUGUUUUUACUCUUUCAGAGAUGUGUUGUAAUUUUCAAAAACAUGAAUAUUAUAUUUUACAGGUUAUCAG